Molecule: messenger RNA, 3218 nt
Organism: Thamnophis sirtalis
Lineage: Eukaryota; Metazoa; Chordata; Lepidosauria; Squamata; Natricidae
Source: RefSeq, a predicted model, not a curated record
AUAUGAAGUAAUGUUGCUUUUAAAACUGAACUUAACUUCUUUUCUCUAGGCGUUGGCUAGUAUAAGUCAUAUUGCUCAUAUUACUAUAACUUCUAAAACAGCUGAUGGAAAAUGUGCCUACAGGUAGGGCAAAUUACUCUGAUGGAAAACUGAAGAGCAUUCCAAAACCUUGUGCAGGAAACCAAGGAACUCAGAUCAUAGUUGAAGAUUUAUUUUACAAUAUAGCCACCAGGAGAAAAGCUUUUAAAAAUUAUUGUGAAGAAUAUACAAAAAUACUGGAUGUUGUCAGCAGGUAUGCCAUUCACAACUCUGGCAUCAGUUUUUCUGUUAAAAAGCAAAGCGAGACAGUUGCAGAUAUAAGAACACUGUCAACUAAUACAGCUAUCGACAAUAUUCGGUCUGUCUUUGGAAAUGCUGUUAGCAGAGAAUUGAUUGAAGUGGGCUGUGAAGAUGCAACAUUGGCUUUUAAAAUGAAAGGUUUGGUAACGAAUGCAAAUUAUUCUAUGAAGAAGUGCAUCUUUUUACUUUUUGUAAAUCAUCGAUUGGUAGAGUCAACUGCCUUGCGCAGAGCAAUAGAGACUAUAUAUGCUGCUUAUUUACCCAAAAGCACGUAUCCGUUUUUAUAUAUAAGUCUUGAGAUUGCACCUCCGAAUGUGGAUGUGAAUGUGCAUCCUACAAAGCAUGAAGUACAUUUCCUCCAUGAAGACAGCAUCCUGGAGCGUGUACAACAACAUAUAGAGAGCAAAUUGUUAGAUUCCAAUUCAUCAAGGAUGUAUUUCACUCAAACAUUAUUACCAGCCAUUACCGUCCCUUCCACUGAAGUUGUUAAAUCAGCGAAAUCUUCAGCUACUCAAGGAAGUGAGCAGAUUUAUGCUUACCAGAUGAUCCGUACUGACUCAAGGGACCAAAAAUUGGAUGCUUUUCUUCAACCAGUUAAUAAAACUAAGAAUGCAGAGCUUGUUGUGGUAGAACCGGAGGACAAUAGCAACAUGCAAUGUUGCAAGACUAUUGGAGUACAAGAUGUUGAAAUGGAAGAAUGUGAUUUGAGUACAAGUGUUUCAAGAGCUGAAGAGACUCUGACAGGAUCAAUGAAGAGCCAAUCAAUGCCAAUUGAAGAAGUACCUGAAAGAAAGAGGCAGCGAACAGAUCAUGGUCUUGAAAUGGAAAAAAAUCCACAAAAGGAAAUGGAUGCUGCUUCCACUCCAAGAAGAAGAAUUAUUAAUCUAACCAGUGUAUUGACUCUUCAAGAAGAAAUUAAUAAAAGGGCAAAUGCAAGUCUUCAAGAGCUGCUUCGUGAUCAUUCCUUUGUUGGAUGUGUUAGUCCUCAAUGGGCACUGGUUCAGCAUCAGACAAAACUUUAUCUUCUGAAUACCACAAAACUCAGUCAAGAAAUGUUCUAUCAGAUCCUUAUUUAUGACUUUGGAAAUUUUGGAGUUUUAAGAUUAUCAGAAGCAGCUCCUCUCUUUGAUCUGGCUAUGUUGGCCUUGGAGAAUGCUGAAAGUGGUUGGACAGAAGAAGAUGGUCCAAAGGAAGGCCUUGCUGAAUAUAUUGUUGACUUCCUAUCAAAGAAGAGUGAAAUGCUAAAAGACUAUUUCUCCCUUGAAAUUGAUGCGGGAAAUCUUACUGGACUGCCGCUUCUGAUAGAUAAUUAUGUUCCUCCACUGGAAGGGCUACCUAUGUUUAUCCUUCGUUUGGCCACAGAGGUAAACUGGGAUGAAGAAAAGCAGUGUUUUGAUAGUCUUAGUAAAGAAUGUGCCAUGUUCUACUCUAUUAGAAAGCAGUAUAUAUUGGAAGAGUCUGAUCUCACUUUUCAACAGGUUGAAGAAUCUGGAAAAUGUCUGAGAUCAUGGAAAUGGACAGUGGAACAUACACUCUACAAAGCUUUUCGGUCAUACCUUUUACCUCCUGCAAAUUUUAGAGAAGAUGGCAAUGUUUUACAACUUGCUAAUCUACCUGACUUGUACAAAGUUUUUGAGAGAUGCUAAAUACAAAUAUUUAAUCUAGAAUUAUUUAAUAUAUUUUCUUUCUCAUCAUUAUAAUCUUUAAUCAGUUAUUGAAUAUUACUGCAUAAAUAUCUGCAUAAAAAUGGCUAUUGUAUGGUUAGAAAACUAAUCCACUGUUGUUCAACUUUUUACAAUAUCCACAUAUUGUACAGUGAGCAAAUAAAGAAAACUUAAUUAAACUCACAGAUUUCUGUUUAUAACCAAAAAUGUGAAGAAUAUUUAAAUUCUCAUCCUACUAUUAAUGAACGAUACAACUGAUGAAUUGGAAAAAUAUGGAAGACCAGAAUUCUCUUUUCUACUUGAUCCUAUUUUAGUAUUUCUGCUGGCAGGUAGUUUGGGAAUAGAUUAUUAGAGCACCCUUACAUAUAAAGGAUCAUUCAAAUUUUAAAUGGCGAUAAAGGUAGUCCUUGACUUAUGACCAUAUGGUUAAGUAAGUCAAUCUGGCUUGUCCAUUGACUUUGCUUGUCAAGGAGUUGCAAAGGGUGAUCACAUGAUCCUGAGACACUGCAACCGUCAUAAAAACAAAUCCGUUGCCAAGCAUCUUAAUUUUAAGCCUGUGACCAUGGUCAUAUGAAAUAUGGUCAUAAGUCACUUUUGUCAGUGCCAUUGUAACUUUGAAUGGUCACUAAACAAACUAUUGUAAGUCGAGGACUACCUAGAAAUUAGCAACUUUUUAUUAGUAUCAAUGAAUAUAAACAGCUUCUGUUAAUACAGCUUUUACUUACUUAAUUAUAUCCUGUCAAGUUUAUUAUUCAAAAUAAGUAACUGAAACAUUUUUAGUCUGUAAUGUUUUGAGUUAUAUGGAGGAUAAACAUUCUUAGAAUUAGCACAUUAAAAAGCUAAACAAUAAAAAUGUUAGAGAACAUUAAGACAAGACACACCCAUGCUAUGCAAAGUGUCCAUUUAAUAGGUUUGUACCUGCCACAUUUCUCCCACCCACAUUUCACUCCACACUUAAGCAUCACACAUAUCACGUUUUACACACUGUACAGUAACAAAUCUUGCUCACUAUUCUUACAUUAAGAAUAGGGAUGGUUCUGUUUAAAAUUGAAAUCUCAAGUGUGCAUCACCAUGCAAUAAAGCAGAUUUUAUACAGUCAUUUCUAUUUUUAUAUAAAUUUAAAUAUUGUACAAAAGUGUUUUCCAUCAAAAUGUAUAAAAUUUAGCAAACAAGACUCCAAUUGUAUUUUAAAAUAAAUGGUAUUUGAUUUCCAUA